Chelonus insularis is the source of this 2717-nucleotide messenger RNA. It is a transcript of the gene Eaat1, whose product is annotated as Excitatory amino acid transporter 1. The coding region runs from base 359 to 1786 and encodes 475 amino acids. Gene Ontology annotation, biological process: L-glutamate transmembrane transport. The record is from RefSeq and is a predicted model, not a curated record. Gene Ontology annotation, cellular component: plasma membrane. Gene Ontology annotation, molecular function: neutral L-amino acid transmembrane transporter activity; L-glutamate transmembrane transporter activity; glutamate:sodium symporter activity. The transcript has 10 exons. Lineage: Eukaryota; Metazoa; Arthropoda; Insecta; Hymenoptera; Braconidae.
AAAAACACAUGGACAAUAGUAAUAUCAUACUUCUCACAUAUUAAUUUAACGCAUAAGCCAAUGGCAAAUAUCUUCCCCCUUCCUAUAUGUACUGGUUUACCCGACUGAUUUGAACACACACAUGUUGCUUCCACACGAUGAAGAAUUCCGCAAGUCGCUGACUCUCAACCAGUUCGAAACAAACAGUGAUCACGAAUACACAUCCAAACCCUUUGUCUAUUUUUUUACUCUUCAGUGUUAAGUUUUAUCUUUAUUUAUGUAAAUAUAUCAACAGCUUUUAUUGAUAAUUGUGCAUUAAUAAAAGUGUUUUAUAUCAACAAUUUUUUAUUUUAAUUCAAUUUAAUUACCAACCAUCAAUAUGGCAAGACCAAAGAAAUGGAAAAAUUGUAUGUCCGAAAAUUUAUUAACUGUCUUAACAGUUGUCGGUGUUUUUGCUGGAGUAGGACUUGGAUUCACUCUCAGAGCAGUUAAAAGUACACCAUGGACAAACAGAGAAAUUAUGUAUGUUCAUUUUACUGGAGAUUUAUUUCUUCGGAUGCUAAAAUCUCUUAUUUUACCACUCAUUGUUGCGAGUAUUGUUGCAGCUAUUGGUAGUCUGGAUCUCAGCUUGUCUGGAAAAAUUGGUAUGCGAUCAAUAUAUUAUUAUAGUACAACAACAAUUACUGCUGUAAUACUGGGUAUUUUCCUAGUAUUAACAAUCCGUCCAGGUGUGAUUAAAGAUUCGGAUACUUUCAAAAAUGAAAAAGGUGCAUAUGCACCACCAAGAAAUAUUACGACAGUCGAUACACUUUUGGAUUUAGUUAGAAAUAUUUUUCCUCCAAAUUUAAUACAAGCUGCCCUAGAACACUAUCAAACUGAGCUACAUGAGCCAAAAAAUAUGACUGGUGUUAAAUCAUUAUAUGAUUGGAAUGUCGGUUCAAAAUAUUCUGAUGGUACUAAUACACUUGGUCUCGUUAUCUUCGGAAUCAUAUUGGGAAUAACUGUUGGAAAAAUGGGAGAGUCAGGCAAACCAUUACUUGACUUUUUCACAUCUUUGUCUGAAGCAAUGAUGAUCAUCACCAACUGGGUGAUUUGGAUUUCACCAAUUGGUGUGACAUUCCUCGUAGCUUCAAAACUUUUAGAAAUCGACAAUUUUGGUGCUCUUGUUGGUACUUUAGGUUGGUACUUUAUGACAGUGCUGUUAGGAUUAUUUAUCCAUGGUUUUGGUACUCUAUCUAUUAUCUACUUUGUGUGUACUCGUCAGCUUCCAUUCAAAGCCAUAAGUCAAAUGGGUCAAGUAGCUAUUACGGCUUUCGGAACAGCGUCAAGUUCCGCAACUCUUCCUAUUACUCUUCAGUGUCUAGAUAAUAUGGGAUUAGAUCCAAGGAUAACUAGAUUUGUUGUUCCUAUUGGAGCUACUAUUAAUAUGGAUGGUACAGCAUUAUAUGAAGCUGUAGCGGCGAUAUUCAUCGCUCAAGUUCGUGGGAUUGAAAUGUCUCUCAGCAAAGUCAUAGGCGUCAGUGUUACAGCAACAGCAGCUAGUAUAGGUGCUGCUGGAAUACCUCAAGCAGGUCUAGUAACAAUGGUUAUGGUCCUUGAUACUGUUGGACUACCUGCUGAAGAUGUAUCGCUAAUCAUUGCAGUUGACUGGCUCUUGGACCGAUUUAGAACAACAAUCAAUGUUGUUUGUGAUGCUUUAGGAGCCUGUAUCAUAGAACACAUGAGUAGAGGAGAACUCGAUGAAAUAAAUGCCAGACAACAAGAGGAAGCUGUAGAACUUGCACAAUUAAGCAAAGUUGAUGCAUAAUUCAUCUUUUAUGCAACGAUAAAAUUGAUGAAAUGAGUGUGUGUUUUUUUUUGUUUCAGUCAGUUAAAAGGAUUUGACCGUUGACGAAUUCUAUAUUCAGUCAAAAAAUCCUGCAUUGAGAUACUUACAUUGAUUAAGUAAAUCAAAAUUAUUUAGUGAUAUCAAGUAUUCCUGUUAAGGAGUGCAAAUACUCAUUAAACUUGCCAGAUAUAAUAAGAUAUUAAUAAUACAAAGAAGUGUAAGGAGCUCUAUUAGUAAUUAUAGUUCAACUGUUUUAAAUACUUAUAAAUAUUGAGAUUUGAAGCUAAUGAAAUAGUAAAAUUGAUAAAUUCUUUCGAAAAUUUUUUAAAAACUGUCAUUUAUACUUACAUAUUCACAUCAUGCAGUAAUUGAUACUCUUAAUUUUAUGAAAAUAUUAAUUUCACAAGUUGAACACUCAUGCCAAAGAGUGUUGUAGAUAGAAAUGAUAAACGUGAAAGUAAAAAAAAUUUUAUACUUUAUAAAUAAAAUUGUUACUCUAAUUGUAAAAUCAAAAAAAGUAUAGACAACACUUGUCUUGCGACAUGAAAUGUUAUUUAUUAAUAUCAUUUUUAGUUAAUGUUAUGAACUCAUUAUCAAUGUUAAAAUACGCUAGAGAUAAAGAGCCAAUCACUUUAUACUACGUAUUGUAGUAAAAUCCAUUACUUAUUCAAAAACAAAAAAAAAAUAAAAUUCGUUAAUGUGAUUUAACCAACAAACUGUAAAAUGAUAAAUGUAAGCUGACCAACGGUGCUGAUAUUUUUAUAUAUUACAUUGCGAUCUUAUUGUGUAUCUAUUAUACACUUCUUAAUUAUGUAUAUGGAACGAAAAUUGUUAUCAAUAAUUAAUUAAUAUAGACAAUAAGAAAAUUAUUUUAAUAAGAAGAUUAUUUUAAAAUAUUACAGAAAGGAAC